AUGGAGCCAUCAAUGUCAACUGGGGACUCUUCCACAUGGGUGGAGGAAGAGGGGCAGUUGAGUGACAGUUCAGGGGAGGAGGAAUUUGCCAAUCCAGACACAAUGUUGAGUGAAAUUGACUCUGAACUGCAAAAUACUGAGGACAUCUAUAGGGGUCCAGCAGUCACUACUACACGUAGUACUGAAAGAGCCCAGAAGCCCUCAGAACUACAACUGGAGAAUGUACCUGUGCCAGAAAUUGGUAAUGAAGAAGUCAUUGUGACGGAGCCAGAAGAGUGCAGUGAUGCAGUGGAGGUGGAGUGUUUGGUGAAGCUGGAGGAACCUAUGCAGCCUGGGAAAGUGGAUCACACCCUACCAAGAAGGGUACGCACGUAUAAAGAUUGCAUGCCUCAUAAGAGAUCUAGAAGUUCAACAGCUCCCGAGAGUACUCCAAGCAAGCACUGGGCAAACAAAACGCCUCCUUCUGCAAGCACUUCUUACGCGGGACCCUCAUCAGCACCAGACAAAUGUCCACGAGGCGGUAAAGGAAAGCAACUUCUUCGUAGACCUACACCUCCCUCCAAUGCGGUCGCUUCUUCACCCUCCACUUCUGCGAGUUCACCUUCAACCCCGCCCGUGGACAACCAAACUAUUUUCAACAUUCUCAAAGAGAUGUCGCAAGCCAUGUCCACGCUAGCAGCCAACUCGGUGCCAGCCCAGUCAGGCCAACACACUGUACCCGAGUCUGUUCCUCCAUCUACGGCUUCUUCAGCAGACACAGGUAUAGUACCUCCCCAAACUUCAAGCAGGUAA
Messenger RNA from Lingula anatina, 792 nucleotides. RefSeq lists its product as uncharacterized. NCBI's taxonomy places the organism in Eukaryota, Metazoa, Brachiopoda, Lingulata, Lingulida, Lingulidae. The record is from RefSeq and is a predicted model, not a curated record.